This is a messenger RNA of Danio aesculapii, 2534 nucleotides long. Its product is annotated as adhesion G protein-coupled receptor E2. Gene Ontology annotation, molecular function: G protein-coupled receptor activity. Gene Ontology annotation, cellular component: membrane. The coding region runs from base 42 to 2534 and encodes 830 amino acids. The transcript has 11 exons. Gene Ontology annotation, biological process: cell surface receptor signaling pathway; adenylate cyclase-activating G protein-coupled receptor signaling pathway. NCBI's taxonomy places the organism in Eukaryota, Metazoa, Chordata, Actinopteri, Cypriniformes, Danionidae. The record is from RefSeq and is a predicted model, not a curated record.
UUUAUGAUGACACAUACAUCUGCACUGGUGCUCAGUACCGCAUGUUCUGCAACACAAGCAUGCACAAUUUCUAUUACCAAAGAUAUACAAACCAAAGCCAGUUCCAGAGCUGGUGCUCGAGUAAUUACUGUAAUUGCUAUGGUAAUAAAGACACCUGUACCUGCUCCAGUAGCACUUGGUCCACCUGUUUCUGUGAGACGUAUGGAAAAAGCAUCGCUCUCACUACCGCAGUCAGUCCAGUCUCUGACUGUGUGCGUUAUAAGGACCUCUACAUCUGCACUGGUGCUCACUAUCACAUGUACUGUAAUACUAGUGUACAUGAUUUCUAUUAUAAUAUUUCCCAUCACCACUGUUCGAAUAUGUACUGUAACUGUGCUGGUAAUAAAGACACCUGUGCAUGCUCCUCAAUUGCCCCAUCCUCCUGCUUCUGUACAAAUUACACCAAUAAUAUCACCAUCCCUGCUGGAGUCAGUCCAGUGUAUGACUGUGUGCUUUAUAAGGACACAUACGUCUGCACUGGUGCUCAGUACCGCAUGUACUGCAACACAAGCAUGAACAGUUUCAACUACCGGAGAAAUACAAACCAAUGCCAGAUGCAGUGCCAAAAUAAUAACUGUAACUGUACUGGUAAUAAAGACACCUGUACAUGCUACAACAGCACUCUGUCCUCCUGCUUCUGUGAGUCUUACGGCAAUAUCACUGCUCUCACUACAGCUCUCAGUCCAGUUUAUGAGUGUGUACAUUAUAGUGGCCUGUACAUUUGCACUGGUGCUCACUAUCAGAUGUACUGCAACACAAGUGUCCACGAUUUCCAUUAUGAUAGAAACCAUCACCACUGUUUCAAUAACAACUGUUACUGUUAUUGCAAAAAGGACACCUGUGCAUGCUCCACUAGUGCUCCAUCUUCCUGCUUCUCUACAAAUUACACCAAUAACAUCACCAUCCCUGCUGGAGUCAGUCCAGUCCAUGAGUGUGUGCUUUAUGAUGACACAUACAUCUGCACUGGUGCUCAGUACCGCAUGUUCUGCAACACAAGCAUGCACAAUUUCUAUUACCAGAGAUAUACAAACCAAAGCCAGUUCCAGAGCUGGUGCUCGAGUUAUUACUGUGACUGCAACUGUAAUAAAGACACCUGUAGAUGCUCCAGAAGCACUUGGUCCACCUGUUUCUGUGAGUCUUACAUCUCCACCACCACAACCACACCCAGUCCAACUACUCCAGCUCCGACUAUCACUCUGCCUGAUCAAUGCAAGAGUCAGGGAGGAUGUCUUCAGGAUCUACUUCAGCAGCUAGAGAACAUUACACAGCUUCCAUUAUCUGUUGUGACUAAGGUUUUGGACGUGGCUCUGAACACAUCAGCUGUAGUUUCGCAGUCAACUGAUUCAAAAGAAUUAAUGGUGAAUGGAAAUCGUGUAUUACAAGCAAGCGAGAAGCUCCUAUCUGCACUGGUGAAACCAACAGAGACAAGCGACAAUGUCAGUUUUACUCUCGACACAGUAGAGGUAAAAGCCUUCUCGAUUGGGCCAAAAUUCCCUUCAGAACAUUUCCCUCAGCUGGACACAAAAAAUGCUUCUAUGGACAUUGAUCUGAUCGGGAUUGCCAAGAGUAACGAGGAAAAAGGAUCUGCUGCUGUGGCUUUCAUGAGCUUCACCACAAUGGAGAAUCUACUGAAGGCCGACUUCUUCAACACAACUAAUGACACCAUUAAAACCAUGAUGUCCACUGUGAUCUCAGCUACUCUUCCCAAAACCAGCAACACUACACUCACCAAAGCAGUCAACUUCACCUUCAGACACAUCAGAGAGUUUGACCCCAACGGUUCUCUGUCCUGUGUGUACUGGAAUAUCAGCGAGUGGAUUGUAGAUGGUUGUUCUGUGUUAAACAGCAACAGCAGUCACACUGUGUGUUCCUGUGUUCAUCUGUCCACAUUCGCUCUCAUCAUGCAGACCAGCAGCAGUCCACCACCGAGCGGUCUGCUGGAUCUGCUGAAUCUGGUGUGUGUGAUCGUGGGUCUGGUGUUCCUCAGUUUGGCUCUGUUGUCCUUUGCUCUUUGUCAGUGGAGUCCUGGAGUCAAUAAUGUGGCUCGAAUCAACAUCUGCAUCAGUCUGCUGUCGGCUCACCUUCUGUUGCUGCUCACACAACAGUUCCUGAGCCUCAUUCGCCCUCAGCAGGUGUUGUGUGUGGUGAUAGCAGGCCUUCUGCACUUCCUCUUCCUCUCCGCCUUUUUGUGGAUGUUCAUUGAAGCUGUGCUGCUCUUCAUCUGUGUCAAGAACCUAUCACAGAUCAGCUCCAAAAAGAGGGAGGUGCUUAGCAGUGGAUUCCUGUGUGUGAUUGGAUAUGUGGUUGCUCUAGUUGUGGUGUGUGUGUCUAUUGGGCUGGUUCCAGAAGGAUACGGCAGUGAACACUGUUGGAUUAAAACAGAUGAAGGGUUUAUCUGGAGUUUUCUGGGUCCUGUUUGUGUCAUACUAGCACUGAACAUGAUUUUCUUCAUCAGGAUCGUCAUCAUUCUGAACUCUCACAAAACUGAACAGUGA